Oikopleura dioica is the source of this 501-nucleotide messenger RNA. The record is from the annotation of a GenBank genome assembly. NCBI's taxonomy places the organism in Eukaryota, Metazoa, Chordata, Appendicularia, Copelata, Oikopleuridae.
AUGCCUCAGUACCAGCGCCGUGGCGGGAUUAUUCAAUUGCAGGGAGUGCCUCUUUAUCUGGAAGGGUUUCAAUUUAUCGGCAUUCGAUCCUUUUGUUGCCUAACGAAGCUGGACAUCGAAUUUGCCCACGAGUUUCUGAAGUCAAUUCUUCCCGGCGGAGCAGACCCCCUUUUCGCUGAUGACAAGCUCCUAUCUAAAACUCACAAGUAUCAAAGCUAUCAACUUGUGAUGAGUCGAUUCGCACCUCCGUGCGCUGCGUACAUCACCUCCAACAGCACCGUACCGCUAGAAAGAGGCUUAUUUAUCAAGGCCACAAAAGUAGCAAACGCUCUCCCGCCUGGCAAGAAGAUAACGGCGAGAAAGGACACAAAGAAACAGUCGAAAACAAUCCAGGAAUCGUUCGGGAAAAAAAGCUCAACAUCAAAAAACCUGGCGAAGAAGUACAAUCUCGACUCUUCCGACGAAGAUGAAGAAAUUCUCCGAAAGAAAGUCAAGAAAUAA